AUGCUCGGUCACAACAAGACGCGGUGGAGGCCCCUCAAAACCUCCACCUCAGCAGUCCCUGGCCCCUCAAAGCCGACUUUCUUAAAGUUUUAUUUUAUUUUACUGGGGCUCAUAAAUUGCAAUCCUUCGGGUUGGCUGGGACCGCUAGAAAAAGAGCUAAAAGAGGUUAUAAAGCAACGACGGCAAGCAAUUGGGUGAAAGUCAAACCCCUGCGCGCAAAGAGCGCUGCGCAGAUCAAAACUCGCCGAGCACCUAACGCGGACUCCAACGGGCGGUGA
Messenger RNA from Microbotryum saponariae, 278 nucleotides. NCBI's taxonomy places the organism in Eukaryota, Fungi, Basidiomycota, Microbotryomycetes, Microbotryales, Microbotryaceae. The record is from the annotation of a GenBank genome assembly.